Messenger RNA from Kockovaella imperatae, 1726 nucleotides. RefSeq lists its product as hypothetical. Lineage: Eukaryota; Fungi; Basidiomycota; Tremellomycetes; Tremellales; Cuniculitremaceae. Bases 8 to 1672 code for a protein of 554 amino acids. The transcript has 2 exons. The record is from RefSeq and is a predicted model, not a curated record.
CCUCAGCAUGCCACGGUCAUCAUCCCCGUCGUACAGAGAUAGGGACAGGCGAUACGGGGAUGACUCGCCAAGGAGGCAUUCUGGUCCAGAUCGCGACAGAAAUCGUCCCUGGAGCGGCUAUAAUCAAGGACGAGAUUCCCGUGACUGGGAUGACUACAGCAGAUCAGGAGGACGAGGUGGUCCAGGACCUUCAUCUUACAGGGACAGGUACAGGGACGACGAGAGGGAUAGGGAUAGGGAUUAUCGGCGUCAAUAUCGACCGCCUAGGUCAAGGUCGCCUGUAUCUGGUCGAGGGUCACCUGUAAAGUCUCGAGCUCCUUCUGUCAGUGCCGGAGGAAGAUCAGCUUCGCCCGAAGAGGGUCAAAUCACUUCACCUGCCCGGACUGGAGCACAAGAUCAGCCGCGAAAGCCUGUGCCUAUUCCUUUUUAUCGUGACAGGAUCCAGGACAGAAGAGAUAGAGAGAGGGACAGAGAUAUGGAGGAUCGUCGGCGGGGACCUCGCGAUGGGCCGCGAUACGGAAGUCGAUAUAACCCAGGGGAUCAAUCUGGCCCAUCGCGUCGACCCCGCUCACCGUAUUCACCACCUCGACACCUUGACCGACGAUCUAGAUCUUCAUCUCAAUCCUCGUACUCUUAUUCUUCGCAUUCCCGAUCUUCUCCAGAAAAAUCAUCCUUGUCGCCUCGUCGUCGACCUCCAUCGCAACCUCGUGAAGGCUAUCCUCCACCUCCACAAGGUGACAAGUCAGGCUCCGGAUUUCCAAGUGUCGCUCGACCGCCACCUAGUGGACCAAGAUCUGAUCGACCGCCUCCUGCUGGCCCUAGAGCUUUGAACAGUGAAUUCAGGCCAUUCCCACCACCACCACUACCACCUGCACCGUCUCUAGCAGCCCGAGAUAGAUCAAAUUCCUCAAAUCCGUACGGUGGAUCCACAGAGACGUCCACGGCGAAUGCAUCGAUGCGCCCUCUCCCUCUAGAGAUAUCCCAAGCUCGGCGAUCAUCCCCGUAUCAAUCCUCCACUCACUCGGAGGUGACCAGUCCGCUUGACCCAGUUAGCACUCCAGCUCAGGAAAUCGAAAAUCCGUAUGGAAGACCUAUCAAUGCCACGUCCCAGGCUGUCGGCAAUCCUGGUCGCUUAUCUUGGGCUGAAAGAAGGGUCUCAGGUCAACAGCCAACGGCAUCCGCUUCGCCAGUCCAUAUCAACCAAGAUUAUCAACCGUCAACCGCGUCUAGUCCAAUGACCAAUCCGCCUGACAGGCAGGAUGCAGCGUCAGCGGUGAAGAUAGAGCCGCCUGCUUGGUCCGGCCGAAUCGCAUCGCAUCCAGCGUCAUCGGAAGACUCCAAGCCAGCCCUCACUAUUGUCAAGCAGGAGGAACUAAAUCUAAACACACAACCUCAGAUGGAUGCCAAGAUCCGCUCAGAAUUACCUGAUAUCAGAUUGUGGUCAACCAUGCCAAAGUGGGAGCUCGACCUCGCGAACCACUACAGUCACCUCGCAGCGCUCCAGCAGACCACUAUGCGCGCUCAAUCAGCCUUGCGAUUGGCCACAGCUACAGUAGCGGAUGCCGAGGCGGAACGCAUCGCUGCCGGGGAAAGGAGGAAAGUCGCGGAGACGCAGCUGGUCGCCAAUACUCUAGGCAUGGGAGUCGGCAUCCUGGGAAGCAUGACUACUUAAUGUGCCUGCCAGGAUGCGUCGCGGCGAAAAUCCUAUGUCGAAUCUCAUGCAUGA